GAGGGUGCCGGGGGGGCUCAGCCGGGCGGUGGUGGAGGGUGCUGGUGAGGGUGAAGGUGCAGCCGCGGGUGACAUGUUCCGACCGUCUGGCUGGCUGCUUGCACAUGCUAGAUGACGAACACCGAGGAGGGGUCGCUGGUGGCCCGGGCGCGCCUUCCUCGCAGAUUUGCUGGAGAGGCAGGAGCCCACGACGGCUCCUUCCCUCCGCCACCAUCACACCACGACGCCGCAACCCCUGCCAACCGCCGCCAUGGAGCUCGACAAGGACAACGCCAACCCGACCAUCCUGAAUCCCUCGGAUCUGCCUUCCCGCCGCAGCGACUCGACGGCAAAGAGGCGCGAUGACGGCGGGACAGGCCUCUUUGACAACCUGAUACCGCGCUACAACUACCUCAGCGACCCCUUCGACGACAGCGUCUCAGCAGGCGACUCAGACAGCGACGACGCACGUGAGGACAUUGACGAGCAGGAAAUCUACGACCUCAUUUCCACCAUCUGCGACCCUGAACACCCGUUGUCCCUCGGCUCGCUGUCCGUCGUCAACCUGCCAGACAUCCACAUUCUGCCCCCGUCCUCACCGCUCUCGAGCAUCAGUACCGUCGUCGUCGAGAUCACGCCGACUAUCACCCACUGCUCGCUGGCCACCGUCAUCGGCCUGGGCGUGCGCGUCCGUCUCGAACAGGCACUACCUCCGCGCUUCCGCGUCGAUGUCCGCAUCAAGAAGGGCACCCACAGCACCGAUGAGCAGGUCAACAAGCAGCUGGGCGACAAGGAGCGCGUCGCCGCUGCCCUCGAGAACGGCACCCUGAUGGGCGUGCUGAAGAAGAUGCUCUCUACGUGCGAGUAGUGUCGUUUGCGAUUAGUCUCCCUGAACCGAAACCAAUCACGAUAUCCGUUCCCCGAUAUUGGCUCAUUCGAACAACGCGUAUACCAAGACAUCAUUUCCGCCACACCCACACACCGUACACCGUAUUCC
Alternaria rosae is the source of this 976-nucleotide messenger RNA. RefSeq lists its product as uncharacterized. The record is from RefSeq and is a predicted model, not a curated record. NCBI's taxonomy places the organism in Eukaryota, Fungi, Ascomycota, Dothideomycetes, Pleosporales, Pleosporaceae. Bases 251 to 847 code for a protein of 198 amino acids. Gene Ontology annotation, biological process: iron-sulfur cluster assembly. The transcript has 2 exons.